GCUGAGGUUGUUGGAAGGUCAGGUGAAAUGCCGGCACUGUCAGAUGGGUUCAUUACUCAGGACUUCAUUCUGCUCAUCUUGUUGGUCGUUUUCACCAAGGGUCUUUACGACUUGGACAAGGACUUUUUUGAAGAACACCAGAGAAUAGAUGACUAUGACUGGGUGGAAUUUUUUGCGGGCAAUGCCAAUUGUACAGCUUGCAUCCGCAAGUUGAGGCUGAAGGGAGCUAAGUUUGACUUGAAAUACCAGAAGGCUUCCGGAGGUCACAAAUCCAAUUACAUGGACAUCAAUUCGAGCAGUGGCUUCAUACUCUGCAUCAUCUUCUUGUUGAAGUGCAAGCCAAAUGACUUCUUGGCCUGGGUUGGAAUAAAAUGUUCAAGCUGGACAUCAAUGAACAAAGGCACGAGUGCCCGCAGUGCUUGCUCUAGCACUGGAAAUUGUUCCAUGCCCUCAGUGCUGGAAGCCAAUCGAAUGCUUGAAAGGACAUCCCUUCUUCUUCUCCUCAUUGCUGCCUGUGGUGGUGUUUUUGGGCUGGAGCAGCCAGGAAAUUCCGUUCUUGAGUUCUAUCCCAGCUUUCGCUUCGUGAUUACAAGACUCAUUGAAGUGGAUGGGGUGUCAGCAGUCCGUCGAGCAGGAUGGUGGAUGAAACAUUGGGGCGCAGAAACAGCAAAACGGCAGUACGCAUACAGUAACUCCGCUACCAUCACCAGGCUCGAUCGUGGAAAGCUGACUCGUCAGCCCAAUAGCCACGCUAAGGUGCAAACAGCUACCAAGUACCAUGAUGCUCGAGGCAUUGUUAGGUACAAGGGGACCGCUGCCUUAAAACAAACAGAGAAUCUUGCUUGCAUGUGGUUUGCUCUAUAG
Molecule: messenger RNA, 864 nt
Organism: Durusdinium trenchii
Lineage: Eukaryota; Dinophyceae; Suessiales; Symbiodiniaceae
Source: the annotation of a GenBank genome assembly